AUGUCAGUGUGGUACUUCUGGAAGGAACUCCAUGUGAUGCUUGAACAUGAAAGGGAAGCCUUCUACCCUUUGAACAAUACAGAACUUCACCCAUUUAACACUGAAGAAAAUGGCGGAUCACCAUUCACUACAAAACUAUCGGGAAGACACCACCACCACCACCAUCACCACCACCACCACCACUCCAACUAUGGAGCACUCUCUCCUCCUGACAGCAAGGAUGCUGUUGCUGGCACUCCAAGUCCAAACAGAGUUCCUCGCCAUUAUGACAACGUGUCUCCCCGUUUAAAGAAGAUGGAAGUGGAGACAGUGAAAGUCAUAGGGCCUUGGUCAGCUCUGCACAUCAACAUGAACAAGGAUCACCCAUGUGACAAAUUCAGGGAGGAAGAGGAAGAACCAGCCAAAGGAAGCCAUGGUGUUGAAUAUUACAGGGAAAAGGUGGAUAGAAAUGUGACAAAGUCCUUUCUGGAACAAAAGGUUGGAAAAGAAGAAACUUCUUUGGUAAAUCCUACUAGGACUUCCAGCCUACAGGACCCUAAUGUGAGAAACCUAGGUCCUUUAUGGCCAGAGACGACACAGACAAGCAGUGUACCAGACAAGCAGGAUGUUAAAGUACCGCGUGUGAGAAAACUGAUGAGGCAGUACAGUUUUGAUGAAGAUGAUCUUCCCCCAGCACUGGCAGCAGCGGUAGCAGCAUCUCCACCACUCUCAUCAGCAUCUCCUACAUCACAGAAGACAAAUUCAGAGGGACAUUUUUCAUUGUGUGCAAAGAGCCCCACAGAUACUGGAAGUACAUUUGCCUUGGAGCCUGGAGAUCUGCUGAUGGAUUUCACAGAAGCCACACCAAUGAUAAAGGCACUCCCUGCUGCUACAUCUAAUCCCUUUUUCGAUUCUUUUCCAACACUACCACAGUUUUCUGCAGAAUUUAUAGACAGCAGGCUACAAUGCUGUGUAGUACAGUCAUCUCCAAAGAUGUUAUCGCCAGUUACCCCAACACCUGUGACAAAGUCUCUGGUGGAAACCAUUCCAACUGCAACUGUGCAGACCAUCUAUUCAUCUCAUAAACCAAUUUCUCUGGCAGACAGUGCAGAGACUCUGAGGCGUGAACUUGAGCGAGAAAAGUUGAUGAAAAGACUGCUGAUGACAGAAUUAUGAAAAUUCUCACUUCUGUUUCACACGGAGAAUGGAUUGGGGCCUUUUCUGUGCCUUCUGUCUGUUUACAUUCCUCUGCUUGUGUGUACGCAACAUAAUGUAUCAUGACAAUAUUAUAUAUUCCAAUCCUGGAUUAAUCACAGUUGACUAAAAUAGUUUAACAUAAAAUUCAAGGACUUUAUUUGCAUAUUUGAUACUAUGGUGAUCCAAAGAACCAUGAAAAAAUCAGUUUUUUUAGUCCAAAUGGGGGUUUAGGUUUGUUUUUCCCCUCAGACAGCAGCCCCUCCCUAUUCUUCAUGGCAAACUGCAUUUGAAACCGAGAGUAGUUUCAAAAACAGCUUGUAAGCCUACUGUUCCAACAGAAAAAAAAGUUCUUUAAAAACUCCUUUGGACUAGUCUAAGCCCCCUCCAUGAGCUUAAGCAUCUCUUCAGAUCCCUGCGUAUGAUUCCUUCUGCCUUUUAUUUCUCCCUAAUAUUAGGAUAUUAUAUACUACAAAAACUGAAUUGAGGCUAAUUUUUGGCAAGUCUAGCGCAAAAAAGAACACCAAGGAGAUAUAUAUAUUGCUUUCUAUUCAGAAACAAUACCCUGUAUAUAUGUUAAUAAAUGCACAUGAAUAAUCAGAAUAUUUUGAUAGCAUAUACAAAAUAUCAUUUUGUAGAUCUGAAAACUGCAUCAGUCUACUGUUUGUUUAUUUGUUUUUUUUAAAAAAAACAUGGCUGUUUGUUACAGAUGAAUGGC
Messenger RNA from Rhineura floridana, 1891 nucleotides. Its product is annotated as band 4.1-like protein 4B. The coding region runs from base 1 to 1155 and encodes 384 amino acids. NCBI's taxonomy places the organism in Eukaryota, Metazoa, Chordata, Lepidosauria, Squamata, Rhineuridae. The record is from RefSeq and is a predicted model, not a curated record. The transcript has 11 exons.